AUGACUGUCGCUACGCACGGCGCAUUUUCGUACGCACAAGAGGAGAGUACACGAGUGCACGUCGCACUUGCGCAAGUGUGCCCAAAUGGAUCGGUUCGCGGUGAGAUUGAUGCCAUUCUUCCGAAACUUGCUGAGCUUGCGCGCGAAGCUGUCGACAAAGGCGCAGAUAUCCUCAUUUUACCCGAAUACUUUUUGUCGGGCGCGCACCACGAUGCGUGGAAACACGCAUCCACACUGCCUGCACUAGAUGAACAUGCACGAGCUCCUUGGGUUGCGCAAGUGGCACAGAUUGCUCGUACGGCACAGAUUGCCAUUGUCACGGGCUCGGCCGUUGAGCUGCGCACGUUUCCGUCGAGACCAGGUCUCUUUAACACAUGCUACUUUAUCGAUCAUUUUGGCACAGUACUGGGAGAAUAUACCAAGCGGCACUUGUGGCAUCCCGAGCGUAGACUCCUUUCUGCAGCUACGGACGAGACGCACCCAACGUCCAUGCAACCGCACACAUUUCUUUUCAAGACGAAGCGUGGGCUUACUUUGCGUGCUGCGAUGGUCAUGUGUUGGGACCUAAUGUUUCCCGAAACGUUCCGUGUGCGCAUCACGCCGCCCAAGAGCGCGUCUGAUUUAGACUUGCCCGGGGAAUGGGUCGGUCCCGAUAUCGUAUUUUCGCCUACAUGCUGGUACGCUAAUGACUCUGGCACACAAGCUUUACAGAUCAAUCCUGCAUGCGAGCAGGCGUCUCUCGAUGCAAUUGUACCGUGUCGCGCGAUGGAGACCGAGUGCUUUGUGUGCAUGUGCAACACGGCAGGCCCGGACGUACAGGAUGGCGAGCCGUUUGGACUUGGGCGCUCCACCUGUGCGGCACCAAUACUCGGCGCCUACGCCCGUGUUCCCCACAACCGCGAAACGCUGCUGCUCGCAACGCUCGAUACCACCGUGCUGCGCACCGCACGCGACAUUUUCAAGGUCCGCCAGGACCUGGCGGACGCCUUGCGCAUGGGCCGUAAACGGAAUAAAGAGGCAAAAGACACGGCCACAAGCGCGGACGGAGAUACAAGCUUCGUCUUAGAUACACAUAGCGAUGAGGUACCAUUGCCUUGUCAGGUAACAGAGCCUGCAACACAGCACUCGCCGCCGGGUUUGGACCUGCCUGGCCACGUCGCUGUGGUUGCGUCGGAGUCUGUGUCGUCUGCAGCGCGCGAAGUGACGCAGACAGCAGACGAUACAUUUGAGCAAUUGGAUGCAGCGCCCCAUGCGCGAUACUACGAGGCUGAAGCGGACGAGAAGCGGCGCCUGCGGAAUUAG
Molecule: messenger RNA, 1302 nt
Organism: Malassezia vespertilionis
Lineage: Eukaryota; Fungi; Basidiomycota; Malasseziomycetes; Malasseziales; Malasseziaceae
Exons: 3
Coding region: 1-1302 (433 amino acids)
Molecular function (GO): hydrolase activity, acting on carbon-nitrogen (but not peptide) bonds, in linear amides
Source: RefSeq, a predicted model, not a curated record